Molecule: messenger RNA, 1034 nt
Organism: Limulus polyphemus (Atlantic horseshoe crab)
Lineage: Eukaryota; Metazoa; Arthropoda; Merostomata; Xiphosura; Limulidae
Product: tyrosine-protein phosphatase Lar-like
Exons: 4
Molecular function (GO): protein binding
Source: RefSeq, a predicted model, not a curated record
CAUCAAGCUGUUGCUUUUUCUCUGUCCUAAAGAAUCCGAUAGUGCUCCAAGGAACGUCCAAACUUGUUCUUUAAGCUCGAAUACAGUAGUUAUACAGUGGGACCCUCCUAAAGAACCUAAUGGAGAAGUUACGGGCUACAAAGUACACUUUAAAACUCUUCCCAAUCUUCCUACAACCAACUGGAAAACCCAAAAUGUUGAUAGCGGUACACUUACAACAAUCAGUGAUUUGACACCUCAGACCAUUUACACCAUCCGGAUCCAAGCACUUACCAGCAGAGGAUUUGGUCCAUUGUCUGCUCCUGUACAAGUAGAAACUCAAGAAGGAGUGCCAAGUCAACCCUCAAACUUACUUGCAAAAUCAAUAUCACCCACGACUGUCCAGCUACAGUGGAGCCAUCCAGAACACUUGGGCGAGAGUGUUAUUGGUUAUGAGUUAUACUGGAAUGACACUUUUACCCAGAAGCAGGACCACCACACCAUUCCAGCCAUCAAUUCCUACACUCUUAGCAACCUAUACCCAGACACAAUAUACCAGAUCUGGGUGGCAGCUAAGUCAAAACAUGGUGAAGGAGCUGCCACCCCACCAGUUAGUGUAAAAACUGACCAAUAUUUGCCAGAUGAACCAAGAAAUGUGAAGAUGGAGCCUGUUAGUAGCACCAGUCUUCAAGUUCAAUGGAAUCCUCCAGCUAAUAAAGAUAAAAAUUGGCCAAUCAAAGGUUACCAGAUCCACAUCCAAGAAAAGGAUCAAAACAACGGCUUGGUUGGAGCACCCAUCAGGUUUCAUGUAAGUAAUGAAGAUGUGGAAGCCUAUAACAUUACGGGGCUUAAGCCAGAUACAACUUACGCUGUACAGGUGGCUGCUGUCACUCGGAAAGGUGUUGGAACACGUAGUCAUCCAAGAACAGCAAAGACAAGAGGAGGAGGUGAGACAGUUGAAUGGUGACACUCCCAUUUUACUAUAUGAUAUACGAGCAGAGAUAUGUGUAUUCAAAAAGGACAAUGAAAUAAAGGAAAGAAGUCAUCAUAAGUAA